AUAAUAGUGUAGGUAUAUGCUAAUUGCUAGCUCCCAAAAAUCUCAUAGAUUUUCUCUUUUAAACUUUCGGACUAAUUGGAACCACAAUUUCGAUAAAAUAAGAAAGAAAUAUAACGUUUGUAUUGCGCAUUUAGAUUAUUUUUGAUAGGGCCAGUUAUCGUUGGCAAAAAUAGCGAAGAGGUUUAGUGCGGUUCUGCGCAAUUACAGUUGGAUGUAGAAGCUGUGAAAUUCAUACAUAGUUUCAACGUUUAUAGGUUUAUGUCCGUUGCGCGUGUCUCCAAUGGAAGUGCCCUUGUCUGAGUGAUACAUACCUACGAAGUUUUACAAUAGGUACCUACUCAUUAAGUAAUUCAUCUAAUAGGCUAAUUUUUAUAUUCCUAAGGUUACUCGUCCAAAUAGAGUAACUUAGAUUCAAUGCAAAUCAGCCAUGCGAUGAGCCCCAGUAACGUUGCAGUAGGCAUUAAUUGAAUGACAAUUUCAGAAAUUAUCGAAGUAACACGUGAGUUACGAAUAUAACACCUUGGAAGUUACCUUUAUUCGUAGUUUCCUGCGUUGCAGUGACGUCCACGUCGACGCAUGAAUGAUGAAAAAUAAAAACAUCAAAGAUUCACAUUUACGCAGUUGAGCUAGCGCAUUUUUAAUGUGAUUACAGUCAACAGCUCGAGUUGGUGAAUCAGAUCAGAGUACCUUGAAUCGUGAAAAUUUUCUUUUUUUGGAAAAAUGUCAUCAAAAGAAAAAAAGUCCAGAAAAUUCCCUGAUGAUGAAGAAACAAAGCGAUCAGGUCGUAAUAAAAAACAGAAAACUUGCGAACCUGAACAGGAUUCGACAACAAAACAACCAGUACCAAGCUGCAGUUCAGCCACUAUUGAUGACGAAGAAAAUGCCUCAUCAACAGAAGUAACAGUGACUGAAGACCUCAAAUCAGAACUAGAAGAAACUGAAAAAUAUAAAACUGCAAGGUUAAAAAAUCUUCUUCAUGGUAUUGAUUAUCAAUUAAAGUUAUUAAUUUACUUUAUACAGCGUGGCCUUAAGCAGUAUACUUUUGCUUUAGCAACAGAAAUGGCUGAUGCAGCAAAUUUUGAUGAUUUGGUUUUUAGAUACAGAAAAAACGGCGAAUGGGUAUAUCGAUUUUUGCAAGCCAAACAUAUACGUGAUAUUAAUAAAAAAAAGAUCACUGAUACUGAUUUACUCUGCGAUGUCCAAGGAAAUAACAAUUUUGGCCUAAAAAAAUACUUUGAAUCUUUUCGCAAAAUAAAAACACAUGAGACGUUUAAGAAUGGCAAGUUUGAGGAUUUCAUAAUUUGUACAAAUAUUGGUGUAGAGAACAAUGAUUAUUUCAAGUCAGUAGAAGAAAUUGAUGAAAUAUUAAAUUUCAAGAAGACAAAUGCUAAACUGCUGAAAUUUGAUUUUACAAAAUUCCCUGAAAAAGAAAAAUUGAAAUCUAUACUAGUGAACUCAGCACAUGACGUUCUAGAAGAUGAAAUGACAGAUUUUUUUGAUAAGUUGGUAUUUGCCGUUGAUAUGCCUAAUGAAGAAAGACUUGGUAAAAUCAUUGCAAAAAAUAUGAGUCGAGAAUUCAACUUGAAGGACAGUGCACUAGUCGCAAAUGACCUUUACAUACGUGUAUUAAAUUGGAUGAAAUCAAAAGAAGGGUACUUUUUUAAAAAUCAACGUGGAGAAACAUGUUUUGAAAAAAUUAAGCUAAGUAUCUGCAAGUUGAAAGUGAAUGGUAUCACUUAUGAAUACUGUGAGAAAAUAAAAAAAUAUGGUAUGGAAUUCGAAAACAUUGCUUCAAAAUUAAGCAAUUUCUUGAAUGGCACAGAACGAAUUUUCAUACUUAUUAGUCCAUGCAGUACCACCAGAUUAAGUGCAAUCAAAGUAAUCCAAGCAUUAAAAGGUAUGAGCGAGUACAAGGCUAACGACAGCUUCAUUUCUAUGUAUUUGAGCUCUGUGUGGAGUACAUUAGAUCUGGUUAAAAGUACAUUUGAGUCUGAAGGAACACAUAAUCUUUUAGUGGUUGAAUGUGAAGAUGAAAUUAAAUAUGAUAAAGAGAUGUUAUUUAAAACACUAUCUUCUGUAGUAGAAAACAGUAGUGAAAAAAAACUUAUUUUCAUUACUCAUGAUAAUGAUCCCUUGGCUAAGGAAUUUGAAAAUAAUUUGACUGAAAAUGUUAAGUGGAGCAAGGAAACAGAUGAGAAAAAUAGCUUGACUGAUCUGAAACAGAGCUCACUAGAGAAACUUUGGAUGCAAGAAAUUUUUGAAUUUCAAGGAGAAAAGUGUGUAAGUUUGAAAGCAUUGUCACUUGGUGAAAAAUCAGAAUAUUCAUUACAGAAAGCACUCGAAGGAGAUCUUUUAUUCAGUUUGAUUGAAGGUAGUAAGAAUAUUAAGAUAGGUAAAGCUCCUAAAGAUUUAAAGUAUGAUACAGCUAAAGAUUAUUUCAUCGACCGAACAUUUUCCAGAUAUGAAUACAUUGAUGAAAAAAUUGAUCUUGAAACCUCUAAAUUCUGUGUAAUUUCCCGGGAGCAGGACAAUAUUGACUCGAAUCCUCAGGAGAAUCAAGACAUAAUAGUAAUUUCUGACACAGAUGAAAAGUUUAACCUAUGCUGUGGUAGGUAUGCCAACAAAAACAUUCACUGGCUGAAGCAGAAUGGAAAUAAUUAUAUAUGGCAACAGUCCAACGGAAGUGUAUCAGAAUUACUUAAAUUCAUGGACUUGGGAAAUAUCAGAAAAUCAGAACCAAAUAACAUAAUGGCUGUACCUGAUAAAGUGGUGCUUAUUGUUGCUGAACCUGGAAUGGGGAAAUCAGUUAUCUUAUCACAUUUAGCAAUAAAUACACCAUUUGUCUUAAGUCGUUCGUGGAUUGUGAGGUGUAAUCUGGUAGAUUAUUCAACAGAGUUACGUAUGUGGAAAAGCAAACCUGAUGUAGAAGAAGCUAUAAAACUUCUUUACAAAAUUACAGAAUUUUCAUGCCAAAAUGAAAUUGAGGAAUUUGAAUUUUUACACAUACAAAAUACUGGAAAAGUAGGUUUGAAGUGUGAUAAAUUGAAAACGAUGAAAUUGUCAUCAUUAUGUCUGUUUGAAAUCCAAUUAUUUACUUAUUUUCUAAAUCAGGGCAACAUAGCUCUGUUACUUGAUGGAUUUGAUGAAAUCAGUCCAUUAUACGAAGAUCAGGUGAUCAAAUUAAUAGAUGUUUUGAAAUGUCACAUAAGAAAGAUAUGGAUGACUACUCGCCCUCUUGAAGCUCUAACAAAAGCAGCUCAGUUUGGUACAUUUCCAUACCAGUUGGACCCAUUUACUCAUGUUGACCAGAGAAGUUUCUUGGAGAAGUAUUGGAAGAAGGAAUUGAAACUAGUUGAACUGAAUGAACAAUGCUCCAAAGCAUAUAUUAAUGAACUGCUAAGAAUAUUUUCCAACUGUACAAGUGACUUUCAGGAAAGUUUUGGCGGCUUUCCAUUGCAAAUGUACAUGAUUGCAAACAUUUCCUCAAAGUCAUUCGAAAAAUUCCAUGAUUCAGGAAAUCGGGAACUCACUGAAAAAGACAAAAAAGAACUCCAAAUAAAGUUGAAUUUAAACUCGCUAUAUAAAGACUUUAUUAAAAAAAUAUAUGACAAAGAGCAGAGAAAAGAAAAUCAUGAUUAUGAUAAAAAUAAGAACAUGGUAGGGAGCAAUAAAAGAUAUGAAAAAGAAUAUCAGGAAUUUUUAAACGUGCAUACAAAGUUGGCUGUUUGGACAACAUUAGAAAUAGCUCGUGAAGAAAUAAGACCUUUAAUAGACCAAUUAGUUCAAAAAGAUAUCAGAAGCGGUAUAUGUGUGAUUGAGAACAACAAACCAAAUUUCAUUCAUCUUACCUUUGCUGAAUAUUUUACCGCUGAUUACAUAUGGGAGGAGUUCAAAACAGUCAACUCGGCAAACAUUGAAGGAUUUAUUAAUAGCUUUCUAAUUGAAAAACUUGUGAAGGAAGCUAAACAACAAAUUUGCGCAUUUUUAAGUUCUAAAGUACAAAAGGAUUUAGAAAGUGAUCUACGUGAAAAUAUUAUUGAUCCCGAGAAAAAACUUGAAACUCUGAUGAAAGUAAUGCUUUCCCAAAACGCAGAAGUUGAAUUGUUUGCUUCUAAACACUCAUUUUCAUAUAAUUCUAGAUGCUCAUUCUCAUUAUUACUAAGCAUAAUAGAAACUAUGUUGAAGAAUAAUUAUGAAGUCGAAAUCACUAAUAUUACUGGAAAUUUUGAGGAUGCUUAUCAGCAUAAAUUACUUCUCAUAUGUGCAAAAGCAGGGUACGAAGAACUAGCAAAAGCACUGACUGCAAAGAAAAAAAUGGACAAGGAAUUCUUACUGAAUUUUUUGAAGGAUGGUGGCUGGAGUCAUAAUUGUCUAAUAAUAGCCAUUGAGAAUGACCACUUGAACAUUGCAAAUCUUUUCACUGAAAUGCAUGAUGAGAGCAUAAUUAAAAAUACACUACAACAUUUCAUUAACACUAUUCUGUAUAAGAGCAGUAUUAAAUUUUUGGAAUAUUUGUGGGAGAACAACAUAUUUGAAGUUGACAAACCUUACACCAUCAAUAAUGAACAGAAGCUGUUGUUAUUCGAAGUCUUUAAGAUUUACUUUACUUCAGAUAAGAAAGCCUUCAAGCGUCGUUUUGUUCCAUAUAUGUUUGACACAUUUAAGCAUACUUCAGAUAAGUUGACAUUUUUGAUUGAUAAAACGGAUAUUGGCGUAAUUGAUAAAUAUAUAGAUUCUCAUGGAUGGGACAAGGUUAUUGGUCAGCUGAGCUUGCAUUUGCCUGAAUAUGAUGAAGAAGUAAUCAAGCAUGCUAUGAAAAAAGGUAUUAAUUUUUCUAAUGCAGUGAAUAUCAUUUUGUAUGAAUGCAUCACAUUCCCUAUCAAUUACUCUUCCCCUAAGCAUGUUAAACACUGUUUGAAAAUGAUUAAACUAUUGUUUGAAAGUGGAGCAAGUUAUAAUUGUAAAAAUAUUGACAUCAAUACUCUUGCAGAAUAUAUAUCCUCCUCGGAAGAUAGGGAAUUGGAUCUUAAUAAUUUUUUAUAUGACAGAAAAUGUAAGUUAACAACAUUACAAUAUAGCAAACAAAUAUACCUCACCUACAAGAUAUUAAACAUAAUGAUAAAUUUGCUUGAUGAGAAGAAAUGUGAAAUGUACUGCUCUAUAAACAAAAUAUUCAAACUGAUCAUUAUUACCUAUAGAAAAUGUGACCAGAUAUGUUUCAAAGUCGAUUCUAAAUAUUGUUUGAUACCUUGCUAUAGACUUGAAUCACCUGAAGUAUCUCCAAUGAAAACUGGGAAGGAAAUACGUCUUUCCUCCUUCGGAUCUACCAUCGAGCUUUCCUGUGAACUUGUACAACAAAUAACUUAUCGUGACAUUCCUAAAAUCGGAGAAACCCUGGUAAAACUGCAUUCUUUAAUAAAUGAAUUCAGAGAUAUAAUUCCUCAUUAUUUCAACACUCCUGAUUAUCUCAACACUGAUCUCAUUGUGAUGAACCAAAUUAAAAGCUUAUACUCAAAACUUAGCUGGUUGCAAGAAUAUUUACUGAAGGAGGUAGUGAUGCUUUCAAAGAGGAAUGACUAUUGUAUUGAUAGUGCGUUCAAGAAGAUAUCAGAAGAUGUACAUGCAUUUGUAAAAUUCCUCAAAAGAAUAAAGCAAGUAAAGCAAAGAUCACAUGAUUAUACACUUUCACUCACGGCUGACGACAUACUAUCGAUAUGGGAAUCAGGAAGUGAAACCACAGAUAAUGAUGCACUACAAAAUGUUACUUCGGAAAUGAAUGAAUGUGGUGACAUUCCUGUGAUAUGUAAUGCGUUGACUACUUUAUUGGACAAUGUCAUAGAUAAUAGUAGAAUCCCAAAAAACAUGUCAAAUGUUGAAAACGAGUCAAAAUGCUUUCAUGAACUCUUAAGAAAUCUCGACACAUCAUAUCAUGAUCUUACCAACGCUAUAAUCACUGCGAAUCAUGAAGAAAUAAAAACCAUAAUGGAAAGAGAUCCAACUUAUAAAAAAUCAAUUAUUAAUGGUCAAGAUGAAAAAUUUGGCUCACCUUUACACUAUGUUGUUUGUAAAGGAGAUGUAGAAACUGCUAAUCUUCUUCUGUCUAAUGGAGCAAAUCCCAAUCUCAGAUUAAAUGAAACUGAUAUACCUGAACGGCUAUCAACUUUUGAAAAUUUAGAAGAAAUGCGAGGUAGUGAAGAUUGGCAAGUGGAUUACUACAGUUGGACACCAUUACAUUUGGCUGCCUUGAACGGCUGCAAUGAAAUAGUUCGACUUUUAAUAGAUGUAGGAGCCAGGAUCAAUGUACAAGUACAGAAAGGAGACACGCCGCUUCAUUUAUCAAGCAUGCGAAAUCAUUUUCAAAUAGUCCAAUUACUUUUACAAAAUGGAGCAUGCCAUGAUGUAAAAAAUUCUCAAAACAAGACACCUUUACAAUUGGCCCAGCCUGCAACCGAUGUAGCAAAACUACUUCUAUGCAUUAAACAGUUAUUUGAGCAUGUUGAACAACGCAGAAAUUAUUUAACGCUUAUUUUGUUAGAAGAAAACGAUUUGGAUUCACUAAAAGCCAUUUUGCAUGCCAAAAAUUCUGACAAUUAUACACUUUUAAAUAUAGCUCAAGCUAAUGAGCAUGAAGAAAUGGUGAAUUUACUUCAUUCGUUUAUGUAAUUCUUAUAAACUUGCCUCCAUGAUCAAUAGCUCGACCAAAUUAUGCAUCUUCUGCCACUUUAAAUAAAACAUCAAAUCAAUUUCCAAUGAGUGAAAGUCAAACAGGUCAUAGAACUCGCGAAUGAGCGCGAGCCCCGUGAAACGUACAAAAUUUGUAAUUCAACGUAUACCAUAUUGCUUCAACCGGGAUUUAUAAAAUGAAAAUAUUUCCGCGCCAAGUGUACAAAAAACAUUCCGGAGACUGUUUAAUUUUCAAUUCGCAGGAAUUCUUUUUAGCCUGAACAAUAACAAUCAAAGCUUUACGAGUUCAUCGUAAAUGACGUAUGUAUUUGAAAUUCUGGCGACUUGGGCAAUUUGUUAUACCACCUCCUACCGGGUUUGAUACACUAAAAGCCCCCGAAGAGUAAAGAUCUAUUAAGUGAAAUAAACUUUUAAGCCGGAUACCAAGCAUGAAAAGAAAUUUAAUUUGGUACGUUUUUGUAAUUACAUAUAGUUAUUUAUCAGAAAUAUUUAAAUCCUAUACAAAAAUGCUAUACUUUUCUUCCAUUUAUACAAGCCUUAUAUUGUAUUUGGUGUGCGAGUAGGUGUAUCUCGUACAAGAUUUCGCCAUAAUAUGCCACACAGUUUCUUUCUUCUUCUUCUAAAAUAUAGGUACCUACACUGUGUUAUCUAUACAAUCCAUUAUCGCAAAAAUAGUCGAAAAAAAUAAGCUAAAGAAAGACAUUUAAGUAAGGAAAAGAUGUUUUUUUUUGCUUUUACAUUUUACUUCAACUUUUAGUGCCUAUUUUCCAAAUUAUGAGUUCGUAAAUUUCGUUAAUUUGGUAUCUUGAUAUGUGCAUUGUAACGAAUAUGUGUUGUAGGUACCUAUAAGUGUAAUUAGAUAAGUAUGGUUUAGUAUUUAGCUAGUACGUAGACCUAAUAAGUAUUUUAUCCGAUAAAAUUAUUCUAAAAAAUUUCAAUAUCUAUGAUUUAAAACUGAUUUAUUUGUAGGUCAAUAGGUAUACGAUACGCAAUUAUAUUUUAAUUAAAGGUACAUUAAAUUAUCAAAACAA
Molecule: messenger RNA, 7715 nt
Organism: Planococcus citri (citrus mealybug)
Lineage: Eukaryota; Metazoa; Arthropoda; Insecta; Hemiptera; Pseudococcidae
Exons: 6
Coding region: 721-6663 (1980 amino acids)
Biological process (GO): protein localization to ciliary inversin compartment
Cellular component (GO): ciliary inversin compartment
Molecular function (GO): protein binding
Source: RefSeq, a predicted model, not a curated record